UUCUCUGCAAGAAGGAAGUAUUGAAAAUGCAGUGGUUUGAAUGAGAAUCGCAUUAUAUUUUGGUUGGUAUUACAAAUAACUAUAUGGCAAUUGGCAUUGCAAUAACUGUACUUUAUUCCACAAAUGUAUCCAAGACUGGUUUGACACUUCGUCAAUGGCUAAUAAGUCAGUUUCUCUGUUGCUUCUUACAUAACGAGGGUUGUUUUACGAUCUUUGAUAACAAAACUGCGUUGGACAUUAACCUAAUACUAUCAGACAUUGCGUGAAUGAGUUAUCAAAGUGUAAGUAGAGCAACAGGCGAAGCUUAUUCAUUCUGCCUCCUAAAGCCUUGUUGACAACAUGGGCUUAUUUCGUGAACUGCAGGUUGUGACGUUCAUCUGCUUGAUGAUGUCUUCUGAUUCUCUCCCUAAUAUGCAAGUUCAGUAUGAGAUCCAGCGCACCUGGGAUAGCAAUCCCGUGAAUCAUGACCCCAUCAGGAUCCUCUUCUCUCCCGGUGUUGGAGGGAUGAACAUGAAGGUUUCUGCUCCCUUCUUUAAUGACCCGGAGGCUCCAGCAGGACCACCAGGCCAGCCCUUCCCUGGGCUCUGGGAUUAUGAAGUUGUGGAGUCCUUCUUUCUUGAUAGCACAACAGAAAAUUACCUGGAGGUGGAGGUUUGUCCACAUGGUCAGCACUUAAUAUUACUGCUGUCGGGCGUGGGCCAAGCAUUCCUGCAACAACUCCCCAUGGUUUUUAAUGCUACAAUAACAGGAGACCGGUGGAUGGGUGAGGCUUUGAUUCCCUGGACCUACUUUCCUCCUAAUGUGAACAAGAUGAACUCUUACGCCAUCCACGGCUCUGGAGAGAAGCGCACAUAUGAAGCACUCUACCCCAUUCCUAAGGAGGAGAUAGUUGAGGGCCAAAAGCCUAAUUUCCACCUCUUGAAGUAUUUUGGACAUUUCCGACUGCAAAGCAUCAUGGGAGAAGGUUGGAUCCAGCCUGAGUCUGAUCUUUGGAAGGGGAAGCCCUGAGUCUUGCACUCAUGCAAUCAAGUGCCUAAGUGUGUGCAUCCUGCGGUAAUAUUUCAAGUGUCGUUCACUGAUAGUUUCAAUGUAGUGUAGCAGGCUGUGUUGCACGUAUUGAUGACAUUGAGUAGUUUUUUUCUUCUGAUUUCUGAAGCUUAACCAGUUUUUGUCUUACCCUUCUAGCUUUGCGAAAGCUUUUCUGGACAAUCGUUAUAGCAGUUAUUUUAAAGGGUCCCUAACAUGAUAUAUCAACUUUGCUUAAAUAUGAUAUAUAUUGUUUGUAAUCAAAACUCAAGAAUGGUAAGUGUAAAUUAUUCUGGAGUUGCUUAUCCUUCAAUUAUUGUUUUAAAUCGACUUCUUAAUGACUGUAAAGGGGUCAUUAUAGCCUGAUUUAUUUCAAAUUUGCCCCCCCCCUCCACACACACAAAGUAAACACAAAUUUUGCUGUGAAAAGGUGUUUAUGUAACAUGAACAAUGCUUUACAGCCUUGUCACUAUCAUAGAAAAGUGUUGAGAAGACAUUAUGUAAACAAGACAUUCUGUGGCAACUUCAUUCUUCUUGUCUUUUUUUUUUUUCUCCUGUGUCCUGGCGGAAUAGCAUCCUUUUUCAAAAUGUGUUUAUACCGUAAUUUCAAGCCAAAUAUGUUCCUUCAUAUCAGUCCUCAGUGAAAUGAUCACUGCAGAGAACGGACCGCGAAGUGGGCGUCCAUCUGUCUCUCCUUCUCUGCACUUGCUUCAUCCAUUUUUGUCUUAAACCUUCGUCUUUUGGAAAAGAAAACAAACUUACAGGCUCACUCGGAUACUGUGAACAUCCAGCAGCAACACAACGGUUUGGCAUGAUUUUUAUAUUGAUGGAAAAUAUACUGAACCAAGCCGACCAUCUACCUCGAGAAGCGUUUGUUUACUCUGCUUUAGCACCACCCCGAUGACGUCACUUGCGGAAAUGAGGCUGAACUGUGAGAGCUAGCUCAUCAUGGGUGGCGCCAUGAACUAUAAAUGUCAUUUUUGCAAAUUUACCGUUCGUUUUAAAAAAUCUAACAAUGGAGAACUUAAUUACAAACAAUAUAUAACAUAUUUAAGACAAGUUGAUUAAUCAUGUCAGAGACCCUUUAACAUGUAAACAAGUGGAGUUUGUAUUUUCAUUAUGUUUAUUGUAAAUGUUCUUUACAUGGGGUUUUAUAUGAACGAACGAUUGAUUAGUCCAGGGGAGGCAAGGCUGUUUUCCUCAGUCAGUGAUGCCAAAAUAGAUAGCUGUAGGGGGGGAAAUUAUCAUCAGAAACGAUUUAAUUUUCCAUAGACAAAUAUAUGACAUGUUGUCGGAACCUGAAGGGAUGUUUACAAGGAUAUUCCAUUCUAUGUAUAUUUUCUGUAUUGCUUGUUCUCACUAGAGUGGAGGGUAUGCUGGAGCCUAUCCCAGCUGUAUUUGGGCGAGAGGACAGAAAUGGAAAUUCCAUCGUUGAAAUUGUGAAAUUAUUGCAGUAUAAUGAUGAUUAAAAUGAAUCUUGGGAUAGCGUUUGGUAUUUUUCUUGACUGAUGACUUUAAUCGUGAUUUUUUGGGAGGGGAGGAUGUCACGUUUUUAUUAAUAUGAAAUGUAAUUACGCCCAGUCAAAUGAUUUGCAGUGGAAGUCAUUGUCGAUGUUCUGUUUGCUAAACAAGCGCACAAUUUCUGCUGCACUGAUAAUAUUAACCAACAGGAACUUUGGAAAUCCAAUAACAGUCAUUACCUUUCGUGUCCUCCUGUGUCAUGCGUGUUAAUUAGCGUUGGGAGC
Dunckerocampus dactyliophorus (ringed pipefish) is the source of this 2771-nucleotide messenger RNA. RefSeq names its product chromosome 6 C4orf33 homolog (gene c6h4orf33). The record is from RefSeq and is a predicted model, not a curated record. NCBI's taxonomy places the organism in Eukaryota, Metazoa, Chordata, Actinopteri, Syngnathiformes, Syngnathidae.